Molecule: messenger RNA, 1019 nt
Organism: Camelina sativa (false flax)
Lineage: Eukaryota; Viridiplantae; Streptophyta; Magnoliopsida; Brassicales; Brassicaceae
Product: F-box protein GID2
Biological process (GO): gibberellic acid mediated signaling pathway; regulation of gibberellic acid mediated signaling pathway
Cellular component (GO): SCF ubiquitin ligase complex
Molecular function (GO): protein binding
Source: RefSeq, a predicted model, not a curated record
UAGAUAAAUGAAAUUUUUUUGAUGAGAACUCUUUUUAAUGUAGUAGUGGUUAAAAGAAUGAAGAGAAAGAAAGAAAAAAACAUUUAAGAACACACCAAAAGACUCCAAAACAGCUGUGAGGGGUAAAAUCGUCAUUUUGAUAUUAAAAAAAAAAGCAUUUUUUUUAAUCAUCUUUGUCGUCUUCGAAAAUACUCAAAGAGCAUCUGAGAAACCCAAUCUCUCAUCUUCUCCAAUUCCAUACUUUUAUUUUUUUUUCAUCUCUCCUCUCAAACUCAAUCGAACAAGUUUCGAUCUUUUUAAUCAAGUCCUCCACAUGAAGCGCUCUGCUAUCGAUGAUGCUCAGAACGAGAAGAACAAGAAGAUGAAGAGUACAACAACAGAGGAAGAAGGACAAGGCUCAGAAAUCGGAUUCUCGAAUUUAGACGAGAAUCUAGUGUACGAGGUGUUGAAGCACGUUGACGCAAGGACCUUGGCUCUGUCUUCUUGCGUUAGCAAGAUCUGGCACAAGACUGCACAGGACGAGCGGCUUUGGGAGCUGAUCUGUACGCGUCACUGGGCUAACAUCGGCUGCGGCCAAAACCAGCUGAGGUUCGUGGUCUUGGCUCUCGGUGGUUUCAGAAGACUCCACUCGCGUUACCUAUGGCCACUCUCUAGUCCUAAUCCCCGUGCUAGAGUCGGUAAGGAUGAGCUCAAACUCUCCCUUUCUCUUCUCUCCAUUCAAUACUACGAGAAGAUGAGUUUUACUAAGAGAUGAAAUCUCUCCUAAACUCUAAUUAAAUCUACUUCUAAUUACUCCAGCAUAUGAGUUCUUCUUAGUGUUUGGUUUCAUCUCAUGUGUAUUUUGGAGUUUGGUUAGAAAUUGAUAAGUGUGAUGUGAUGUGAUGCGAUGCUCAAAGCUGGCAAGAAUAUUGUUGUAUCCAUAAGCCAGACUGUCAGAAACUGUUAUGUUCUGUAAUAAUAGAGGAUAAUGUUUGAUGAGUUUAAUACUUUCUUUAAUCGGAUCUGUUUAAGUAGACUAA